Messenger RNA from Nycticebus coucang (slow loris), 5306 nucleotides. It is a transcript of the gene KCNJ12, whose product is annotated as potassium inwardly rectifying channel subfamily J member 12. Gene Ontology annotation, molecular function: inward rectifier potassium channel activity. The transcript is spliced from 4 exons. Gene Ontology annotation, cellular component: plasma membrane. The record is from RefSeq and is a predicted model, not a curated record. Lineage: Eukaryota; Metazoa; Chordata; Mammalia; Primates; Lorisidae. Gene Ontology annotation, biological process: regulation of monoatomic ion transmembrane transport; potassium ion import across plasma membrane. Bases 1049 to 2350 code for a protein of 433 amino acids.
CCGGGGCUAGGAGCUGCGCGGGGCCAGGCCAGGGCCGCGGUAGGCGGGAGCAGCGGCGGUGCGGCGCGGGGCGGGCGUGCUCUCGGCGGAGAGUUAGAGCUGAGUUGCAGAGCUGGGCUCUGAGGCAGCGGGGCGCGGAGCUGGGUGCGCGCCGAGCUGCUGCCUCCCGCCGCCUCCUCGCCCUCCAUUCCUCGUUCCUGGUCUUCUCUGGGCCACGCCGCCGCCGCUUGCCGCCUCCCUGGGAACGGUAGCCGGGAGAGGGGGGCUGGUGCGGCCGGAGCCCGUGGGGAGGUGCGGGGAGCCUGGGCGUAGGGGAGCGCGCCUGGCCUUGCCCGGGAUCAGAUAACAGCCGGAGGGGGAGGGGGUGAACCGGCCACGCUCACAGCCGGACUGAGGGACGGACGCCAGCCUCCUUGGCCCCAGCGAGCGUCCAGGGUCGCCGUCCAGGUGCGCGCCCCCCACCGGUGGUUGGACCUGGAAGAUCUGCGCCCUGGACUGACGCGCCCCUUGGCAUGGAGCGCCCCUGGGGGCUUCCCUGAGGCGGUGGUGGCAGUGGCGGCGAUGCAGCCAGCAAGGCGGCUGCCGCGGCCAGGAACGGCCGCCUGGAGCUCGGAGGACGCGGAGCGCGCCGCGCCCGGGCUGCUGACCGAGAUCCUCUCGAGUGGACAUGAUGUAGCCCCCCUCCAUCUCCAGGAUGCUGGUUUGGAGCGUCUGGCAGGACCUGGGAGUCUGCAGUUGCUAACUGGGCCAGUAGCCUCGCCCCUGCCAGGGACUGCCCUGCUACAGGCAAGCCACCUGGGAAGGUCCCAACCCAGUCCUGUCCCCUGGGGCAUCACAGAAGGGGAGGUGAGGUGCUGGAUGCUUCUCCAGGAUAUUCUAAUGUCUGGAUCCUCUCCAGCUGGUGCCUGGGAAAUGGCAGUCACUGCUAAUUCAGCCUUGAAGACAGUCACUUGCCUGCUCAGCACCAUUACUUAGAAGGUAAAAUUCAAGAGGAGCCACCCCAGCCGGAGCCAGCCUGGGGGCAGGCUGGAGCCCCCCCGCCCCCGGGAUGACUGCAGCCAGCCGGGCCAACCCCUACAGCAUCGUGUCAUCAGAGGAGGACGGGCUGCGCCUGGUUACCAUGGCAGGCGCCAAUGGCUUCGGCAAUGGCAGGGUACAUACGAGACGCAGGUGCCGCAACCGCUUCGUCAAGAAGAACGGCCAGUGCAACAUCGAGUUCGCCAACAUGGACGAGAAGUCACAGCGCUACCUGGCUGACAUGUUCACCACCUGCGUCGACAUCCGCUGGCGCUACAUGCUGCUCAUCUUCUCACUGGCCUUCCUUGCUUCCUGGCUCCUUUUUGGAAUCAUCUUCUGGGUCAUCGCAGUGGCACAUGGUGACCUGGAGCCGGCUGAGGGCCGGGGCCGCACACCCUGCGUGAUGCAGGUGCACGGCUUCAUGGCAGCCUUCCUCUUCUCCAUUGAGACACAGACCACCAUCGGCUAUGGGCUGCGCUGUGUGACAGAGGAGUGCCCCGUGGCCGUCUUCAUGGUGGUGGCACAGUCCAUCGUGGGUUGCAUCAUCGACUCCUUCAUGAUCGGCGCCAUCAUGGCCAAGAUGGCAAGGCCAAAGAAGCGGGCGCAGACGCUGCUGUUCAGCCACAAUGCCGUGGUGGCCCUGCGGGACGGCAAGCUCUGCCUCAUGUGGCGCGUGGGCAACCUGCGCAAGAGCCACAUCGUGGAGGCCCACGUGCGUGCACAGCUCAUCAAGCCCAGGGUCACGGAGGAGGGCGAGUACAUCCCUCUGGACCAGAUCGACAUUGACGUGGGCUUCGACAAGGGCCUGGACCGCAUCUUCCUGGUGUCGCCCAUCACCAUUCUGCACGAGAUUGACGAGGCCAGCCCGCUGUUUGGCAUUAGCCGGCAAGACCUGGAGACGGAUGACUUUGAGAUCGUUGUCAUCCUGGAGGGCAUGGUGGAGGCCACGGCCAUGACCACCCAGGCCCGCAGCUCUUACCUGGCCAAUGAGAUCCUGUGGGGUCACCGCUUCGAGCCAGUGCUGUUUGAGGAGAAGAACCAGUAUAAGAUUGACUACUCGCACUUCCAUAAGACCUAUGAGGUGCCCUCCACACCCCGCUGCAGUGCCAAGGACCUGGUUGAGAACAAGUUCCUGCUGCCCACCGCCAACUCCUUCUGCUAUGAGAAUGAGCUGGCCUUCCUGAGCCGUGAUGAGGAGGAUGAGGCUGAUGGAGAUCAGGACAGCCGCAGCCAAGAUGGGCUCAGUCCCCAGGCAAGGCACGACUUUGACAGACUCCAGGCGGGAGGUGGUGCCCUGGAGCAGCGGUCAUACAGGCGGGAGUCGGAGAUCUGAGCUACUGGUGGCUUAGGCGCAGCACCCCCCUGCCUGGGAGAGGAGAGGCGGCAGAGCCCCUUAGGGGCCCAGUUUGAGCAGAAUCGGGAGCCAGGUGCCCCAGGUUGCAGACUCAGUAGCAUUUUAGUCGUUUUAUGUUUCUUCGCAAUGAUCUCAGAAGGUUGGCGGGAGAGUGGGUGGCCAAAGCAGGUGGCCACUGGUCUCAGAGGCUACCAUGGGCUCAGGGCAGGCAGGUGGCUUCUUGGGAGCCAGGUCACAGGAGCCAAGGGCUCCUGCUUGAAGAUAGAGCUGCAGCCUGCCUGGAAAUGGCCCCGCAGGGCCAUGCCCUGCUGUGAGCGCUGGUAGGCUGCAGUGUCCUUUGCAGGUUUUUAACUUGGGGAGAAACACCGGGUUUCAUCUUUCUCAACCUUAGCUUGGGUAAGACUGUUUACAAAAAAAAAAAAACAACAUGCAAAUGAAGAAAAGAUUUUUUUAAUUCUUGGGGGGCAAAAAGGGCAAUUAGAAUUCCAUGAGUCUGCCAGGAUGCAGCAGCUAGCUGGAGGCUCCUGUAGGUUCCCAAGGUGGAGCUGGCUCCCCCUCCUGGCAAGCUUGGUGCUCGAUGACCUGCACUUCAUGCUUAUGGGGCCAACUAGGUUCUGUUUGUGAUAGAAAAUCCAAGACCAUGUUAAUGAUCACAAUUAAAGCUUUCUAUUGUCCCCGGGGUGGAGGGUGGGGGCUGGGAAAAAACUGGUUUGAGUUUUUUGAGUUUGACUUUGUACCUUAGAGGUGCGUCUCAGGGCCAGAUACGGGACCUGCUGUCAAGGGUUCACCCCCACCCUGAUUCUCAUGUUUUGCUUCUCUCUUCAUUUCUGCCCGGGGGCCUCCAUCCCUUCCACAGUGGGGGACAGUUGGGAACCACAGGCGUAGAUGGCUCCUUGGGAAGGGAAGUCAGGAUCCCAGACUCAGAGGAAGCAGAUCAGCCCCUGUCCCCUCUGGGCCCACAGUGUGAGCCGUGCCUUAGAGACUCCGGAUUGUCCUGCUCUAGCUGUUCCUGUCCUUUUUUGGUUCUCUCGUCUCUCGUCCCCCUACCUCCACUGCAGAAGCCCCUGCCAGCCCCUCCGUCUGCCUUGGGAAAGCGGCAGUACAGGGAGGGAGCCCAGGCACAGUAUAGCCAGGCCUGUUCUGCCGUUGAGUGGCAGAGGAAGCUCUCAGGGAAGGAGAGAGGAAUUGUCAUACACACACCCGGUCUUUAAAGUGCCCCCCUCCCAUUCAAAGCUGAAUUGAGAAACUGGCCAUGGAACAAAUACUUCCUUUUUACUGAAGCUUUUCCUGCACCCCCAGCCUCACAUAUCCAGACACUAUGGCCCCUUUGCCAGGAAGAGGUUUGUGUCACUGACUCUUGUUCUUGGCAGCUGAUGGGGGCCAGGCCUCUGCUGAGGAAGCCUGUUUCCUUGAAUGAAUGGAGGCCCCUCAAGAAGGCAGUAAUUACAAGGAGCUUGCCUCCUGCUCUAACCUGUGCUUGCUAAGGCCGCUUAGAACCAGGAGGCACCAAGGACUCUGUGGCCCAAGUGGGGAAACAGGCAGAGAACAUGGAAGGGGAUGUCACAAAGGGGAAGUCACAAAGUGAGUGGGUUGGGUAGGGAGGGAGGGACCGCUGCCUGGGACGAGGGUGCUGCCCUCACUGAGGAUGAGGCCAUAAAGGGUCUAGACACGGGCUGCCAAUAGGACACUGGGGCAGGGGGUCUAGAGACACCCCAACCCCAGGCCACAGCCGUAGCCUCUGACCCCACCCUUAUCUCUGCCUGGAUGAUGCAGCCCAGUGGUUUUUUCCUCUCAGGAUCUGUGGGAGGGGUCUUAGCUCACUUCUGCCCCUGGGCCUGGGCCUGGCCCUCCCCUUCUAACCCUGCCUUAGCCCUGGGUGCGGAGUGGAUUUGGUGUGCUAGUUCUAACCCUUUCUCAGACAGCCAGGUGGGGGGAUAGGUGGCCCCUGGCAACUGGCCUGAGAUCUCACUCUGCCCCUCUAGAACAGGUUGGACCAGGUUUCUCCUCCCAUCCAGAGCAGAGCUGGGGCCCCAAGUACCCCAGGCCUGCCCCCUAGCGGUUUUAGGCCUUGCCAGGAGAGCAUCCCCUAGCUGUCUUCCGUCUCACCAAGGCAGACAGAUGCUUCAUGUCCAAACUCUCCUGUCCUCUUUCUUCCUUUCUUUGUAUUUAUUUAUUUAUUUAUUUAUUGCUUGUGCUAAAGACCAAAAUAGUCUCCCUCUUUAGUGUACUUGAGGUGAGAGGGCAGAUGUGAAUAGCCAGGAGCAGGAAGACUUGGCCCCUGGGGUGUGGUGUGGACUGUGCCAGAGCAUGCCUGGCGAGCAGUGCAAAUGUGCACCCACAGUUCUCCCACGGUGCGAAUGGACUCUGAUACAGAUACAGGAUGUGUCCAUGUGCAUAUGAGGUAGUUACGCAUCUGUCUGCCUGCAUGCGUGUCUGUGUACAUGUUUUCUACAUGUGGGACUGGUUGAAUGCUCAGCAGUCUGGGAGGCUGUGAUGGUGGCCACGGUCAUUGGCACAGUUGAACCUGGAAGCCCCCCCCCCUUCCAUCCCCUUCCCAAUUCUGCAUUAGAGCUUGUGUUCUGGCUGAGGCAUCUGGAGAUAAGCACGUGUGCCCGGGUCAUGUGUAGGAGGCCGUGUGUGUCUGUGUGAACACAUGUGUGUGCAGCCCUGGUGUGCUGCUCGGAGUGUGGUGGCUGUCCCUCAGCUUUGCUGGUGCUGUGCCACUGGGUCCCCCCUGAGGGAGGGUUCUGGGGGCAAAGGGAGCCACUGGCAGGAGGCCCCUGCACAGGAUGUCUGCCCUGCGUAAGUCACAGAAUGUCAAAUCUAUUUUAAAUGGUGAAACCGGAGAAUUUUCAUGUUAUUUUCAAUUCAUAGCAGUAUCUAAAAACUUAGGCAAUGAGACUAGACCACAUUAAAUGCAUUUUGAUCUCUUUGA